AUGACGCAAGAACGCUUUGAGCACUUACUGAGUUUGGUUGGACCGCGAAUUACCAAAACAAACACAAGGAUGAGAGAGGCUGUCAGUGCAGCUGAUAGACUAACACUGACGCUCCUGGAUUUGGCAAGUGGUGAUGACCAACAGAGCCUCAGCUUCUUGCAUAGAAUUGGCAGAACAACUGUGAGUCACAUUAUCAACGAGACACUCUAUGCUAUUUGGCUGAUAUUGAAGGACAAAUAUGUAGGCCCACCUAAAUCCGCCAGCAACUGGAAUAACAGUUCAAAGGACUUUGAAUCUACUUGGCAUCUGCCGCACUGUAUUGGGGCAAUUGAUGGGAAACAUAUAGCAAUGCAGUGCCCCCAAAACAGUGGUUCUUUGUAUCACAACCAGAAAGGAUGCUUUAGUAUUGUACUAUUGGCUAUGUGCGAUUCAAGUUAUAACUUUACUUUAGUUGAUAUUGGCCAAUACGGUAGUAAAAAUGACAGCAGUGCUUAA
Stylophora pistillata is the source of this 495-nucleotide messenger RNA. RefSeq names its product putative nuclease HARBI1. The record is from RefSeq and is a predicted model, not a curated record. NCBI's taxonomy places the organism in Eukaryota, Metazoa, Cnidaria, Anthozoa, Scleractinia, Pocilloporidae.